Molecule: messenger RNA, 3576 nt
Organism: Boleophthalmus pectinirostris (great blue-spotted mudskipper)
Lineage: Eukaryota; Metazoa; Chordata; Actinopteri; Gobiiformes; Gobiidae
Gene: hdac9b
Product: histone deacetylase 9b
Exons: 11
Coding region: 294-2138 (614 amino acids)
Biological process (GO): chromatin organization
Cellular component (GO): histone deacetylase complex
Molecular function (GO): histone deacetylase activity
Source: RefSeq, a predicted model, not a curated record
UCUUUCUCAGUACACACCGCGCAGCUUUUCCUCUGGCAACUCAGAUCUUUGCUGCUGCUCAGAGGUGGACUUUACAGAGUGUUUUGAAGAAAGAGUAGUUAUUUUCUCUCUCUCUCUCUUUAGUGCGUGCUUGACAGAGAAGGAAGGAGGAGGCAGAGUGAGUGAGUGAGAGAGAGAGAGCCUGUUGUCUUGGUCGCUUCCCCAGAGAGCGCGGCUGAAGGGAAGGGGUGGCUCUUCUGGUGACAGGAAGCAACACUACGGCUUGCGAUGAAGACCUGAGCGCUGAGUGGAGUAUGCUGCAAACCAUUUACGAGGGCGAGUCCAGUUUCUCCACAACAGACAUUGGACAGUACCAGCAGCAGCACAUUGCCAGCAGCAAGAUGCACAACGUGAACAACUCAGUGGACAUAAAGCCGGACGUUCCUCUGUCUGUGGAGCCCCUCUCCCCUCUGGACCUGCGUACGGAGCUGAGGAUGCUGGGACCAGGCUCAGACCCAAGUCUGUGGGAGCGGCAGCUGCAGCAGGAGCUCCUGCUCAUUCAGAAGCAGCAGCAGAUACAGAAGCAGCUCCUCAUCAGCGAGUUCCAGAAGCAGCAUGAGAAACUGAGCAGACAGCACCAGGCCCAGCUCCAGGAGCACCUCAAGCUCCAGCAGGAGCUGCAGGCCAUGAAGCAGCAGCAGGAACUGGCCGAGAAGGAGCGUCGUCUGGAGCAGCAGAGCCAGCAGGAGAAGGAGCAAGAGCGCCACCGCAGGGAGACGCACGUGACUGCACUCAGCCUGAGGGCCAAGGAGCGCUCCAGAGAGAGUCUCACAGGAGCUGUGGCCAGUACAGAGGUCAAACAGAAACUCCAAGAGUUUCUGUUGAACAAAACUGCAAAGGACCCUGUGAGCAACGGAGGCACCCAUUCUUUCAUUCAGCACCCAAAACUCUGGUACAUGUCCUCUCAUCACACAUCCCUGGACCAAAGCUCUCCACCUCCGGGCGGCACCUCCCCCACCUGCCAGUACACGCUGCCAUCGCCCAUCGAGAGCAAGGACGACUUCCCCUUGAGAAAGACAGCCUCUGAGCCAAACCUGAAGGUACGAUCGAGACUGAAGCAGAAAGUAGCAGAGAGGAGGAGCAGUCCAAUGCUGAAACGAAGAGACAGCAACAUUAUGACCCCGUACAAGAAGAGGGCCCUAGAGAUAAUGGAUUCAACGCCUACUAACAGUGCUCCUGGCUCAGGUCCAAGCUCGCCAAUUGGAGCCUCCAGUGCCUUGGGGGCUGAGAACGGACCCUCCUCUCUGCCCACUACCACAAAAACCGAGCGAUGGCCUUCACAACCAAGACUGUUCUGUCCAGAGGGCUCUGUGUCAAUGCUGAGUUUAUACACCUCUCCUUCUUUACCCAACAUCUCCCUGGGCCUUUCCACUGGUGCUGCGAUGGGUUUGAAAGACCGAUCGACAGAGAUCAAGCAUGGCCUCCCGGGACACCUGUUGGGCCCUGUGCCUCUUCACUCGGGUCUGGAGUCCAAAGUGAGCCCCAGUCACCAGGCUCUUCUCCAGCACCUGCUGCAGAAGGAGCAGAUGAGGCAACAGAAAAUGCUCUCCUCAGGCCCUGGCUCUAUGUCCUCCCUGCCACAGUCUCCUCUGGCCAUGAAGGAGCGUCCAUCCAGUACCAGGCCCAAACUUCCCAAACACCGGCCUCUGAACCGCACCCAGUCUGCACCGCUGCCCCAGAACACACUGGCCCAACUGGUCAUCCAGCAACAACACCAGCACUUCCUGGAGAAGCAGAAGCAGUACCAGCAGCAGGUCCACAUAAACAAGCUGUUGUCCAAGUCCAUUGAGCAGUUACGUCAGCCCAGCACACACCUGCAGGAGUCAGAGGAAGAGCAGGAGGAGCUGCACAGAGAGCAUAGUGAGCGCAUGGAGGAGGACAGGCUGCCCCCUGGAGGUGUCAUCCGGAAGCACACCCUCAGCAGCAGCAGCAGUGGCUCUAGUGCAGAGCAUCCAGACCCCCACAUCGGGGUCAUCAAGGUCAAAGAGGAACCACUCGACAGCGAGGAUGAAGCUCUGAGCAAUCCAGGCUUAGAGUCGGAUCAGACCUCCUAUCUGCACCAGGUCAACGGGCGACUGGUGAUAAGAGCCAUGAUCUAAAGGAUGAGGAGGACACACACUUGUACAUUCACAGACAAAUACACACACACAGCACUUCACUAAGGCCAGCUCUUCUCCUCAGACCACUCUGGACUCCACGUCUGUGACCUGUGUGUUGUGAUACAACUCACCUCUGUGUAAAUAUAAUGAAGACAUUCUUUUUUUAUGCUCCCCAGGAGUUCACUCUUUGGAAAGUUGCAUGUGUAUAUAGAGAUACUAUGGAUUUGGACAUUACUAGUAAUUCUGGGACAGAUGUCAAUCUUACCAAUUCUGUACAUUUUGCCAUAAAUAACUGAAAUGAAUGCUGUUCAGCUCAAGGUGUAAAUGAUACAUAAGAGAACACUACAUUUGUGUGAUGUUCAGAAUGAAGUGGUGUCCACACUGAUUUAAUGAACAUCAGUCGAAGAGAGAAUGUACUUAAACCUUAGCAGGACUUACCCUCAGGACUAUCUGAGAGGCAGAGUGUUGCCAUUGGAAACGUUUUCGCUGCUGAGAUUGCAUAUUGGAGGAUAAAGCACUAAAUCCCGGACUUUGGGUGUGCAGGCAUCUCCACAACACGUACCAAAUCUCUGUGUCACUGCUUGUCCCGCACAGGGCCUUAGCUCUGGGCCUGGCUCUCCUCGCUGUCCCCCCUGGGUCCAAAUCAAAAGCUCGGUCGGGUUCCUGCCCAACUUUUCAGCAGAGGAGUCUGGAGAGAGAGAAGGAGGGCCGGGCAGGAAAUGCCUUCUAGAAGCCAGGAGCUGCAGUGAUUCAUGUGUGCAGGAAUGUUGAGAAAGGAGGACCUCGGGUUGGAGGAGUCCAAGGGGCCAGGCUCGAGAAUUGAUUUACUGUCAAGGCGAAUUACAAAGUGAGUGGGGAUAUGGUUAAGGGAGUCCUUUUUAAAGGGAAUCGCUUCCUGAGUAUUCCCAAGUGGCAUGCUUACCUCAACACACAGGUUUGAUGUUACUUCAAUAAAAACCCCGGAUGGCUCCACUCUAAUUUUCUUAUUUUUGUUUGUUGAGCCUGAUUCCUCUCAAAGUGCCCAUUUGAAACAUGUAAAAUCUGUCUUAAAGUGAUCAGUCAAUUGUAUUGCAUAGUUGAAUCUUCAUGUUUCAUUUGUACUUCGUCAGUUCAAUGUUAAAGAGAAAUGUUAGUGCGAGGUCCUGUGUUUGAAUGUGGAAAGUCCAAACUGUUCAUCUUUAUGCUGUACCCUCCAAUUGUCCGCUCUUCAUUGUGAUGUAGUGUAAGUAAACACAAUCAGAACAAUACAAGGCUUGUUUUUGGCUCUUUUUGACUUGGUUGUAACAGGAACCCCUCUGGUGCCAGUGGAGGGGUGCAGCUGGAGGCGGGACGGGGGUUUGUGGUCUGUUCAUAGAUGUUUGCAUUUCUUCUUUUUCAUUUGCCUUUGUGUGAUAAACCUUCCUUUUUUAAAUAAAGUUUGUUUUCCUCCUUUGUCUGA